Molecule: messenger RNA, 1140 nt
Organism: Rangifer tarandus platyrhynchus (Svalbard reindeer)
Lineage: Eukaryota; Metazoa; Chordata; Mammalia; Artiodactyla; Cervidae
Source: the annotation of a GenBank genome assembly
AUGGCCUUUCCCCGCCACAGGUCCCUGAAACCCAAGAUCCUGACCUGCCUUCUGGUGGGUUUGAGUUUCUCGCUCCUGCAUCACUGGUUCUUCGGAGCCCCCAGGUUUCAACAGGAGCAGAGAUCGGAUGGGUUCCAGCAGGUGACCCAUGUGGCCCCUGCUGCCACGUCGCCGUCCAGCCCAGGGCCUCCGUGCGUGGCCAACGCCUCGGCGAACGCCACGGCUGACUUUGAGAAGCUGCCCGCGCGCAUCCAAGACUUCCUGCGGUACCGCCACUGCCGCCACUUUCCGCUGCUCUGGGACGCGCCGGCCAAGUGUAGGGGCAGCCGCGGGCCCUUCCUGCUGCUGGCCGUGAAGUCGUCGCCGGCCAACUUCGAGCGGCGCGAGCUCAUCCGCCGCACGUGGGGGCAGGAGCGCAGCUACGGCGGGCGGCCGGUGCGCCGCCUCUUCCUGCUGGGUACGCCCGCACCCGAGGACGCCGAGCGCGCAGAGCAGCUGGCGGAGCUGGCCGCGCUGGAGGCGCAUGAGCAUGGCGACGUGCUGCAGUGGGCCUUCACCGACACCUUCCUCAACCUCACGCUCAAGCACGUGCACCUGCUCGACUGGCUGGAGGCCCGCUGCCCGCACGCGCGCUUCCUUCUCAGCGGCGACGACGACGUCUUCGUGCACACGGCCAACGUGCUCCGCUUCCUGGAGGCAAAGUCGCCCGACCGCCACCUCUUCGCCGGGCAGCUCAUGAGCGGCUCCGUGCCCAUCCGCGAGAGCUGGAGCAAGUACUUCGUGCCCCCGCAGCUCUUCCCCGGGUCCGUCUACCCCGUGUACUGCAGCGGCGGCGGCUUCCUCCUGUCCCGCCACACGGCCCAGGCCCUGCGCCAGGCCGCGCGCCGCACCCCGCUCUUCCCCAUCGACGACGCCUACAUGGGCAUGUGUCUGGAGCGCGUCGGCCUGAAGCCCAGCGGCCACGACGGCGUCCGGCCUUUCGGCGUGCAGCUGCCCGGCGCCCGGCAGCCCUCCUUUGACCCCUGCAUGUACCGCGAGCUGCUGCUGGCGCACCGCUUCGCGCCCUAUGAGAUGCUGCUCAUGUGGAAGGCGCUGCACGACCCCAGGCUGAGCUGUCACCGGGGGCACAGGGUCCCUUGA